UGUUGACUUUGGAAUCGAUUAUUUCGAAAACAACUGUUUAAAAUAACUUGGUUUAAAAACUUUAAUUAAGUGUAAAAUUCUAGCUUUUGAAAAAGGUAUCAUUCAUAACUGUUAAUGUUGCCAUUGUUUUUUAAUAAUUUUUUGCUUGAUUUUUUAGAAAACUGCCCCUCCCGCCUAGAUGGGGGGACAUAGACCCUCCCUCCCAAGACCAAAAAUGAUUGUAUUGAAUACCUCUACUAAAAACCGUUUUCAAUUCUCGGCGCCUAAGUUAUCGUACUCGAGCCUUGCGUUGAUAUGAAUUUUACUCGAAAAAAACACGUUUAAGGGGGGUAUCUCGAAAAAGGAAGCUAAUCCGAUUUUGGUAAAAACGGAUUAUUAUUGCUGAGGCCUUCAGGAACAAAGCCUCAUCUUUAGUUUUUGUCGUCAUUUUAGGUCAACCUUAAACUUGUUCAGGCUCACUGUGCUCUAUAUUUGUUUGUAUUUUUGGUCUGAAAAACCCUGUUUUGUUGAUUUAAAAUUGUAAUAUUUUGCCAUCUAACUGCAACUUUAAAAACUUUUAUACUUUUUUGAAAACUACAAUAACAGGGCAACUUUUUAAAAUAAUAAACCAUUCUUACACCGUACAAAUUUGUUUUGCGGUGUUGUUCUCAAAUAAAAAUUAGAAAUUGAUUUUGUAACGACCAUCUUUAAUUUCUACAAUCAACAUUUAUAAAUCAUUCAUUUUACUUUAAUUAAUAUUUUACUUGUUCACUUGUUUCACUUUUAUAAACCAUUCAUUUCACUUCAAUUAAUAUUUUUACUUGUGUUUAUAUAAAUCAUUCAUGAAAUACAUUCAAACAACUUUACUACUUUUCACCUUCACUCAUGUUAUAAAAAGUUUAAUUUUCUAAUACUAAGUAAUGUAAAAGAGGCAACACUAAUUUUUAGUACUACAUCUGACAUUUAUAUAAAGCACUUCCAGCUUUUCAAUAAAAAACAUAAUGUUCUAAAAGCUUUUCCAAUCCUACAAAAGCUCUUCUGAAAAUUGUAUAAAAGAGCGACACCGAUCAGAACAAAUUCAAUUCUUCUCGGUAAGCCGAGGUGCGAAGUUAUCACAUAGCGUCCGCCUUAGCGAACUGAAAAGGGUUCAGCCGUAUUGGUGUUGUUGCACAUACACAUUGCUGCGACGUUUCACAAGCGUCCACAUGUGAAUGGGCAACCAUACCAAUACAAAUUCAACUGAUGUGCAUCUCGGUUGGUGUAGUGUGCGGAGUUUAUACUAAGCGCCCACACGAAGCUAAUCUGGACAGCAUAUACAUAUUUUUUUUUUUUUCUCUUUUGAUCGGCAAAGAGCAACUAGGCUGGUGGAGUGUGCGGAGUUUACACUAAGCGCCCACACAAAGCUUGUCUGGUUAGCUGUCAUUUUUUCAUUCUUCUUUUUCUUCUUCUUAAUUGUCAUGGUUGCCACAAAAGCUUAAAUAUAUAAUAAUUUGUAAUGAUUACCACCCUACUUAGUUUUAAGAUUGAGAUUCAAUAAAUAUUUUGUUAAUUUUUAGUAUUUUAAAUUAAUUGUUUUUAUUUCAAAGGGAAGAUAAAAUUCAUUUGCUACAUUGCCUAUUCAACGUGUACUGCGGUCUUCGGACAGCAUACAACGUGGUAGAGAGUUUAGCAAAGCAGCGUUGUUUCUAAUCCGUUUCUUUCAGUGUUAACCUCGCCCCAGAAAAGCAGAAAUCGUAAAAAUCCUAGCCGACAAUAACAACAUCUCACCAAUAUAAAUAAUUUCGCUACAAUUGGCACCCAACGUGGGGCACUGAGAAAUUUAUUUUAAACAAACAAAAACACAACAAAAAAACAUUUUUUUAAAUCGCCUUCGAAGAUCAGCACGCGUUUUUUUCAAAAUUGCUGCAUACUUUCUAAGAAGCAAACAAAAAUCAACUUCCGAAAUGGCACUCUCAUCAGAGCAGUUGAAAGAGCUCCUGACAGCACUAAAGCCAGAUGCUCAAACAGGUAGUUUCAGCAACUGCAUAACAAGAUUCAACGGUGAACGAGACAGCACUGUUGUAGAAGCCUUCAUUUCGACCAUAUCGAUAUACAAAGACAUCGAGGGUGUAUCUGACGAAGAUGCAAUGCGAGGGUUCCCGCUACUUCUUCAAGGCUACGCAGUUAACUGGUGGCAAGGAGUGAAAAGUGAAGUCAAGAAAUGGGAAGAUGUUCUUACUCUUCUCAGAAACGCAUUCGCACCUGUUAGACCUGACUACAGAAUUUACAUGGAAUUGCUCGAACAGAAACAGAAACCUAAUGAGCCCACCGAUGAAUUCAUAUGCACCAAGCGAGCCUUGUUUUCUCAACUGUCAGAACCCGUACCAAAAGAAUCUAUGAUGAUAAGCAUGAUUUUCGGAUUGUUAAACUUGAACAUCCGUGAUUCCGUACAACGAGAUAGCGUAGGCACAUUUGCCGACCUAUUGAACAAAGCUAGAGCUGUGGAGAUUUCCAACAAGGAAAGAACUUCUCAUCGUGUUCCAAAUGCUGAAGUUAAAAAGCGAUGCAAUUUUGCAAACACAUUGGACACACCAUUGACGAAUGCCGCAAAAAGGAGAAAUCCAGUUUGACCAAAGAGAAGGUUACCACAUUGCAACCAAAUAUCCACUGCUACAAAUGCAAGGCUCCAGGCUAUGUUAGAUCCAACUGCCCUAAUUGUAAGGAACUGCCAAAAGGUCCCUCUACAGUCUCCUUCAACUGUAUGAAGACAACUUUGGGAAAUAACCUACCCACAAUCACCAUCCAAUCACAUGGAGAAUCAGGAAUUGCCUAUGUAGACACCGCAGCCAGAACAAGCGUUGCCGGUCGUCAACUUUUUAUACACCUUAUGAAAAACGGCACCAAAUUCCAACAAAUCGAUGUGGAUGUCACACUUGCUGAUGGACAGGCCCGUCCACAAGAAGUUUUCAUGGCGAAAACUAAUAUUAUUUUCAGCAAUCGAUUGCGGCCGAUUACUUUUAUCGCCCUACCAACUGCCACUGAUAAUCGCACCUUAAUAGGAAUAGACUUCCUAGAAGAAAACGGUAUUGUCCUCGACUUGGGUCAACGUCUUUGGUACUAUGCUGACCAAACCCACAAGAAGUUCGACUUUUAUGACACGAGCAAUACCCGCAUUGUGAAGCCACAACUCGUCACCGACGUCAAAAUAUUGUGCCCCCCACAAACAACUAAAGCAGGACCCCAGGUGGAAGCAAGAGCGGCGGAACGCACGCCACUUGUACCAAGGUCCUCGCCAAUUUCCAAAGUAAGCGCCUUCCUGUCGUGGUUCAACGAGCGUAAGCCUAUUUCGCCUUUAGCAUCAACACCUAAAGCAAACAAUGGAAUCAGCAGCCCACUUAAAACCCCACUCAAAAGGAAGACCACUACUUCAACGAUAGCCAACAAUGAUUAUUCACCUGGUUUCAUCGAACAAAUCUUCAACAACUCCCUCAGAAGCACUGAUCUUACUCCAGAGCGAGGUCGAGAAAAUUUAUUUCCACCACCAACACAAGUCACUAAGGACUCUGAUCCAGACUCUUGGUUCACCGAAAUCAACUCAAUUGAUGUAAGCCUCCGAAGCAACGAAGCACAAGAGUUGUCACAAGCUGAAAAGCAAGAACUCUACCAAGUGCUAACAACAAAUAAGGGAGCAUUUAAUAAAAUCAAAAGCGCAACUCCAUACGCCACCCACAAAAUCGACACCGGAAAUCAUGAACCCGUAGCAGUUUCUCCGUAUCGAUUGUCACCAACUCGAAAAGAGCAAUUAAAACAAGAACGAAUCUUCAAGAGGUUGGAGACGUUCAAUCUUAAGGUGAACCGAAAAACAUCAAACUUUUGCUGUUCCACCGUCAACGGAAUUCAAGUCGAUCCUGAAAAGGUGACAGCUAUAAUCAAUAAUUAAGAACCCAGAAACCCAAAACCAGUUUUGUUUGCCAUAUGGAAUUGGGAUACAGAUGAAAGAGACUCCUUUAAAACUCUUGAAUCACUCCUCAUUACCGCACCUAUAUUGCAGCAAACAACUGAUGACCUACCAUUUCGCCUAAAAAAAACAAAUGCAAGCAACUAUGUCAUCGCAGCAGUUCUUGUCCAGGGGGAGGAAUCAGUUCCACAUCCCAUGUUCUUCACAAAUCCUCGAAAAACAAACUUCAAAAUGUAUUAAAUACAAUACAAUACAUACAAUAGUAUUAAAAACGAAACCAUCCAUUUGUUAUCGUCAAACAACUCGGGGCAUCCACUUAUCAGAUUGCCUCAAGUUUAUGAUAUCACCACACCAUUGGGGACCUAUCAUAUAUCCUCAAUAUCGAAAUAUCCUAACGAAACACUCACGAACAACCAAGUCAACCACUACGAAAGCUGGUCGUCCCAAGAAGUCUUGUCCUGUCGUAUCAUCGGGACGAUCUCUACGACAGAGGGGGAGAAUGUAACGACCAUCUUUAAUUUCUACAAUCAACAUUUAUAAAUCAUUCAUUUUACUUUAAUUAAUAUUUUACUUGUUCACUUGUUUCACUUUUAUAAACCAUUCAUUUCACUUCAAUUAAUAUUUUUACUUGUGUUUAUAUAAAUCAUUCAUGAAAUACAUUCAAACAACUUUACUACUUUUCACCUUCACUCAUGUUAUAAAAAGUUUAAUUUUCUAAUACUAAGUAAUGUAAAAGAGGCAACACUAAUUUUUAGUACUACAUCUGACAUUUAUAUAAAGCACUUCCAGCUUUUCAAUAAAAAACAUAAUGUUCUAAAAGCUUUUCCAAUCCUACAAAAGCUCUUCUGAAAAUUGUAUAAAAGAGCGACACCGAUCAGAACAAAUUCAAUUCUUCUCGGUAAGCCGAGGUGCGAAGUUAUCACAUAGCGUCCGCCUUAGUGAACUGAAAAGGGUUCAGCCGUAUUGGUGUUGUUGCACAUACACAUUGCUGCGACGUUUCACAAGCGUCCACAUGUGAAUGGGCAACCAUACCAAUACAAAUUCAACUGAUGUGCAUCUCGGUUGGUGUAGUGUGCGGAGUUUAUACUAAGCGCCCACACGAAGCUAAUCUGGACAGCAUAUACAUAUUUUUUUUUUUUUCUCUUUUGAUCGGCAAAGAGCAACUAGGCUGGUGGAGUGUGCGGAGUUUACACUAAGCGCCCACACAAAGCUUGUCUGGUUAGCUGUCAUUUUUUCAUUCUUCUUUUUCUUCUUCUUAAUUGUCAUGGUUGCCACAUGAGCUUAAAUAUAUAAUAAUUUGUAAUGAUUACCACCCUACUUAGUUUUAAGAUUGAGAUUCAAUAAAUAUUUUGUUAAUUUUUAGUAUUUUAAAUUAAUUGUUUUUAUUUCAAAGGGAAGAUAAAAUUCAUUUGCUACAUUGCCUAUUCAACGUGUACUGCGGUCUUCGGACAGCAUACAACGUGGUAGAGAGUUUAGCAAAGCAGCGUUGUUUCUAAUCCGUUUCUUUCAGUGUUAACCUCGCCCCAGAAAAGCAGAAAUCGUAAAAAUCCUAGCCGACAAUAACAACAUCUCACCAAUAUAAAUAAUUUCGCUACAAUUUUUUAUAAAACUUGAAACUGUUAGCUAAUUUGCAGCAAAAUGGCGUAUGGAAUAAAAAAUACUUUAAUUAAUAAAUUGUUCCUUAUUGUUUGGUAAUGUUUUUGUAAAAGAGUUUUAUAAACAAAAAUCAAUAAUGGGCGUAGGAAGCAAAAACUGUUGCAAAGUAAAGAUUUUUCGAAAUUUCACGAGGAUUGCAUUAAAUCGAAAACCGUAAGAAUGUGGGAUGAACAAGUUACCAAAUUCUGUGACCCUUAAAGCUCCCCAAUCAGCAUAUUUCGUUUGAACCAUUAAGCCUCUAGUACGCAGAUCAGGAAAAAAAAACAAAUUUUAUCUCUACAAUUUUAAUCUCGACAAAACAUUUUGUAAUCCUGCGCAAAAUUUUGAAGUUGGAGAAAUUACCUAGGGUAAACUGCCCAAUCAUUGGCACCUUAAGCGAAUGUGGCACCAACUUUAGUUCGCAGUUUUUUCCGUAUAGCAUAAAACUAUUAUUAAUACUUUUUUUUUUAAUUUAUCAAUAAUAUCUCGUUUGCUUGGAAUAUGCAAAAAAGAUGCAAGAAGAGUGAAUUUUUAAACAAAAAAUAAAAAUAGUAGUUGUAAAUGGUUUUUAAACUCAAGGUGCCAAUCAUAUGGGGAGUGGCAACAAUAGAGAAUUUUACCCUAAGUCAAUAGUUUUUUUUUUCUUUCAAAUUAAAUCAUUUUUUUUUUGUUUUUGAUUUGAUUCUUUGUUGUUUUUGCUUCGUCUUCACUUUCCAAGUAUUUUAUUAAAGAGUCCACCUUGAUUUUGUUUGAAUUUUUUUUCAAUUUAGUUUUAUUUUAUUUUUUCUUGUCACAAUUUUUGCCGGCAAAAUAAUGCUUCGAACUUUAUCUGUCCGCGCAAAAUAAAGUGGAGACUUUUCCUUUACAGCGCACAGUGUGGUAAUUCGCCAAUCUGACUGGACAAAAUAGAAAAAAAAAAGUUUAGCCACAUGAUUUUAAAUCAUGAGUUGAGCUUCUCAAUACAAUGGGUAACUGUAAUUCGUGUUUGGUUUUUUUGUUUUCAUCUCGGAUUAGCGUAAGCUAAGCUUGAAAGUUGGUUCUUGUCAACAGUUGGAUGGAGAUAAUACAAAGUAUUCUAUUUUUCGCUUGAGUUUGGUUGACGAUUAAAAACGCUGUGGUAGUUUUUUUGUUGUAAUUAUUUUUUUUUAAUUGUUAAUCUACAUUUGGAGGUAAAGAAUUAUAAUUUUUAUUUAUUAAUUACCAUUGCAACUAUUUAAAAAAAAAAUAAAUUCUGUAAGAAGGCUAGGAAGUGCAAAAAAAAAAUAUCUUUGUUUUUCAAUUAGAGGUAAAGUUAAUUUUUCCGCAUUUUUCCGGUCUGAAAUUAAUUAAUUAAUGUAUUGUGGAGUGUUGUCAUUAAGAUUAGCUAUUUACAUGUCUCGCGUUUUCUCGACCGCCAUACAACUUUUUUCACUUUUCAAAAUGAAGUCAAGAAUUUCAAAAAAACAAAUUUUCGAAAAAUGUGUCAAAACUGCCAAAUAAGAUCGAAAAUACAGUUUUUUUGAUCUUUUAAUGAGCAGGUAUCAUCUUUGGAACAUUUUUGACAAUAAAUAAAAAUUAAAAACAUAUAUAAAAGUUUUGUGCUUCAAGUUAAGCGAAAAAAAGACAAAAAAGGUGGAUGACACUUUGGACCGCUCUUUAAACAUGAAUUUCAUUUUGCUUGACCAAUAUUAUGUGGUAACUAAAUGAACAAAAACAGUAGAUAGUGAAACAAAGAAGAAAAGAAUUUUUAAAAAUUAAAAAAACGGGAAAAAUACAACAAACGGAAGGUUAAAAGUGCACCUAUCCAUUAGAAAUAGUUAAAAUCAGUAGAAUCGCUCUCCGCAAAAUUGAAAAAGCAUAUUCCAAUAAAACCGUAAAGGAUUUAUCGAAAUUUUCUUUGAGUGAAGGAUCAAAAUGUAUAAAAGAUUAAGUUCUGAUCCUCUGGAACCACUUAACCACUGGAAAUUUCAACUAAUGAAGCAUUAUCAUUGAUGAAUGAUGCUUUUCUGUCGGAACACCUAAAACAAGUUCAAUGUAAAAAGCAAGCAAGUGUAAAAGGCCAGAAAUAGGGUCACGAAGAAAUUUAGAGAAUUAUUAGCUUGAAAAACAUCGAAGGUAAUAUAAACUAAACACAGCUGUUUUUAAUAGGCCCUUAAGUUUCAAGUUUGCAUCGCACAAAAAGGAGUUACUUUUUUAAAUUAUCUGCAGGUAUUUUUAAAGGUGAUGCCAUUUUUUAUGAUUGGGAAACAUAUUUUAUUAAAAUCAUUGCUAAAAUUUUAAUUUAAAGCAUGAUAUUGAGAAAAUAAAUCAUAUAUGUCACCUGUCAAAAACGUGUGUAACGGCCAUAUUAUUCACUCUGGAUAAGUUAAUUUUAAAUCCAAUCCAUUUAAUCUGAAUUUCAUAAAUCCAAGGAUUUAAUUUUUUGGUCAUAUUAUUCACUCAAAAAAAAAUUAUGUGUUUAUUCAAUAAAUUUUGUAUAAUUUGCAUUUAUCUUUAUUUUUCCUUCACAAAAUACGUGAAAAAACAACUGAGCACUGUUAAAAUUAAUUUUACAUCUGGAUUUAUAAAGUUAAACAGACCUCCAGAGAGCAGUUUAAAUUUGUUUGGAUUUAACGAGAUUGGAUUUAAAAAAUUGGAUUUAAGUAGUGAAUAUUAUGAAAUUGGAUUUAUUUUUGACAUUUGACAUUGUUUACAUCCAGAUGUAUUUUUUAAACUAGUGAAUAAUAUGGCCGUAAAAGUUCUAUUUCUUAAUAAAAACUAAUUAUUCUGCCUCUCUUUUUUCGUGAAUAGCAAUACAGUUUUUAUUUAUUGAGAUUUUUCAAGCGUUUUUUAAAAUAAUUAAGUAUAUCCAAUCAUAGAUUAUGUUUACGGAAACAUAAAUUCAAAAAUGCAAUUUCUUCACUUUGACCCACUUUUUGAAGAAAUUAUAGAUUUCUAUUUAAAAAAUCUUUCUUUUUAUAGAAUUUUAUCUAUUCACAUUCAUUUGUUUAAAACUGUUUAGAAAAAAAGUCGAUUUAACGCGAGUUAUUAAUUUUGUCCACCUAGAUUCGUGAUUGGCCACACUGUGCAGCGGCUCCAAAUAUUUAAAUUUUGCGCGUGAAUAUUCAAGACAAAAUUUGUCCCGAGAAAAAUUUUGUAUGAGAAAUAAAUUUUUUCCCGAUCUGCGUACUAGGCUUUACUUUUGAGACACCUUGUAUAACCUCAAAAUUACACUGGUCAACAAAAUUUGACUUUUUUUUUGCCACAAGAACGAAAAUAUACUUUUCUAGUAUUUUUCGGGGUGCUGAAUCCGAAUCUGAAGUCAGAAAAAUUUGAUUGGCCUCCGUUUUUGAAAUAUUACCGUUAUAAAAUGCUAAAAAACGUCAUUUUGGCUGUUUUCGAGGUUCUGUUUUUAUGUGGGGUAAUUCAUUAGAAACAAAUUAUUAACGGUUAUUAUAAGAACUGAUAUUCUACUUUCAAAAACUGUUUAAAUUUUCCCGAUAUCUCUUUUAUUGCUCGAGAUAUCUUAAAUUUCAGUUAAUAAGCCAAAGAGAAACUAAACUUAAUUAAAAGAUUAAGUCUCUGAUCACAGAAUUUUUGCCACAAGAACCAAAAUAUACUUUUCUGAAGGUUUUUGGGUUGCUGAGCACGAAUCCGCAAUCAGAAAAAUUCUAUUAGCCUCCGUUCUUGAAAUAUAACCGUUAUAAAAAAAAACCUUUUUUUUGCACUUUAUAACGGUAAUAUUUCAAGAACUAAGGCUAAUAAAAUUUUUCUAAUUGCGGAUUCGAGCUCAGCUACCCAAAAACCUGCAGAAAAGUAUAUUUUGGUUCUUGUGGCAAAAAAAGUUUAAUUUGGUUGGCCAGUGUUGUUUCUGAUUCAAAGACCGCUGCUUAAAUUUUAAAUAUCUCGGGCAGUAAAACAGAUAUCGGAAAGAUUUAAACAUUUUUUGAAAGAAUAAAAUCAGUUCUUAUAGCCACCGUUACAAAUUUACUCACAAUGUAUUAACCCACAAAAAAACAUAACCUCGAAAGCAGCCAAAAUUACGUUUUUUUACAUUUUCUAACGGUAAUAUUUAAAAAACCGAGGCCAAUAACAAUUUUCUGACUUCAGAUUCGAGUUCAGCACUACUGGAAAAGUAUAUUUUGGUUGUUGUGGCAAAAACCUUGUUGACCAGUGUUAUUGACAAAAAUGCAAAAAUACGGUUUUUUAAUUUUUUAUUUUUAUCUUUUACAAAAAUGAUUGGAUUGGUAAUAUCUCAAAAACGUGAUGUGAUAAAAUUUUUCGGAAUUCGGAUUCGAGUUCAGCGCGCAAAAAACCAUUGGGUUGAAAAAUAUACUCUGAUUUAUAUAAAAAAAACUUUUUGACUAGUAGAACGUACAGGGCAGAAAAAAUCGAAUGCCCUGUUCGAUUACACUAGUCAAAAAGUUUUAUGUAUAUAAAUCAAAGUAUGUAUAUUUUUUUAAUGUUUUUUUGUGCGCUGAGCUCAUAUCCGAAUUCAGAAAAAUUUUAUCACAUCACGUUUUUUGAGAUAUUACCAUGCCAAAACAUCACAAAAAUAGUGUUUUGGACGUUCAAAAUUCAAUAUCUCUAAAACUUUGCACUUUAGGUCUAUUCUACUGCUAGAUUCAAAUUAAGAAGGUGAAAGGCCAUUAGAAAUUAGUAUAAUUUGGUUUUUAUGGAAAAAUAUUUUUCUCGCCAAUAUUACUGUCAAUUACGGAAAAAUCGAUCUCAAAAAUCGUUUGUUUGGUUUUUUCAAUUUUUCUAAAUAUUUUCUUAAUUAAAAGUAUAGUAUUUUUGCAUUUUUCUCAAUAAUUUUAGGGUUAUAUAAAAAAAUUAUUUGAGUAAAAGUUGUAGAUAUUUUUACUAUCUACAACUUUUGUAUAUAACUUUUUUCGAUAGGAGGUCUACUUUUGACAUAAAUCGUAAAAAACCACGAUUUUUGACACCCACCCCACUUUUCCUCCAACCCAACCACUUUCCCCCAAUGUGUUUGUGGGCAAUUUAUUUUUCCCCUUUCAUAUACUAUUUAUCCUAAAUUAUCCAACCAAUUUGUUAAUAGUUUUUUUUUUUCAAAAAUUAUUGGCACUGGUCUAUUGUUGAAGAAAAGACUUAUAAAUUUUUUUUAUCCAUUAAAGUUUUUUAUUGUUAAAAAAUAUUAAAUUAAAUUUUUGUUUGUAUAAUUAGGUACGUGGACUAAUAUUGGUAGUAUAAAUGCAGAUAAGAAGGGGUUAAGUGAGAAAAAGUAAUUUUGUUUAUUUAUCCACAUAUAAUUAAAUCAAAUAAGUAAUCUUGCAGAAACAUCAUCUAGAACAGGAAUGGCGAACCUUUUUAGAGCCCCGUGCCAUUUAAAAAAAAUAAAUUAUUCCAAGUGCCUUUGGCGUGCCAUACAUUUUGAUCUAGUUUUUUAGUGACUACUUGAAGCAAAAAUACAUUAUUUUAAACUACGCAGCAUUCUUUUUGUAAACAUAUUAAUUUAUGUUUGAAACUCAGUUUAUAAUUCAUUUUAGUCGGUCUCUUAGUCAGUAUGUAUACAAAUUUAUGAAAGUGCGCACACUACAACGAUUAAGUAUCGGCCUAUGAAAAAGUUUGUUUAAUCAAAAAAAAGUUUGUUUUGCUAUACAAUUGCCUUCAAACUAAAAAACUAGGAGCCCAAACCGACUAAACUAUCGGCCGAUAGAAAGUCUGUAGUAGAGCCUACUAUUGCACGUGUAUUAAGGUACACGUGUUACACGUGUAUUUAAAUUAUUCGUGCCGAAGCACGUGUAUUUGUAAAUACACGUGUAUUUAUAUUUACACGUGUAUUUAUAUUUACACGUGUAAAUAGCAUUCGAACGUAUAGAUUUUGUGGCGAUUUCUUAAAAAGUGCAUUAUAUUGAAUAAAAAGGUUAUUUUUCAGGUUUUUGCGUUUAUUGGCUUGAUUUACACAUUGACAUUGCUCGCAAAAUUUAAUUGAAAAUUCUUAUUCAACCCACAGUUUGGUUAUUUGUCAUUAUUCACUCCUUUAAUUAACUUUUUUGUUUACAGAAACUUUUGAUUGUGAAAUCGAAUGUUUAAGGAAAAUAUACUAAAAAUAAUAAAGUUGUUUUAUUAUUCAAACGCUUUUAUUAGCUUUGUUUGUAGGUAACUAACAAAGCAACUAAAAAACCAUAUAAAUAUUGGAAAACUAUUUUUACCCGAUUCCCAAUAUCGUAUCGAACUCAGGGGCGUAUACAGGUUUGCUUCUUGGGGGGGGGUCAUGCCAAAUUUUUUUUUUUUUUUUCAAAAGUUUUGAUAGCAGGCAUAAACCUGAAAAUGAGCUUUUUGAAUUAUUAAACAUUAAAAUUUGUGCGUCUUGCAUUUCGAUCGAAAAGUUCCGAAUGUAGUUCUAAAAAUAACCAAACAAAAACGGUAUGAGAUUCGUUUAAGUUUAGCGUUAAGCCUUAAAGCCUAGAACGCUGCUGAUGUGAAACGAAAUUUUUCGUCGGUCUCCACGAGGACAACGAAAUGCUUGCGAAAUCUGGACCGAAAAAUACGCAAAAAUUGCAAAACAUAAAUGAAAAAUGACAAUGAACAACAAAAACAAACAAAAAAACUCAAAAUGUCAUUUUUCCACACACAAUGAAUGUCCCCGGCAAUUGUUUGUGUGCGAAAAAGAAGUUUAGACUUUCAAUUUCGUUGUGCCGAACAGGGUACUACAGAACGAAAAGUUGAACGAAAUUUUUGGUUUACCAUUUCGUUGUUUCAUUUUUGUAUGGGAUUUUUCGUUUCUUAUCAGCAGCGUACUAGGCUUUAAUUUUGACCAAUUGAGGCUAUCCUCUCCUAAAAAUAAAAUGUACUGUACGAGUACUUCGAUUGAAUAAUUUGCCUUAAAACAACUGUUCAUUGUUUUCCGCUAGCCCAGAAAGUUAAAAUAAAAAUCGUUUUUAAUUAAUAACAGUUUUAAAAGUCUUCCUAACCUCAGGCAAACGAAUCGCAAAGUUUAAAAAAAAAAUUGAAUUUGAAAAUAUAAUUUUUUUUAAAUUUUGUUUUAAAAUUGUAUGGGAAUUUAAAAUACCUCUAUUAAAAUGGUAAAGACAAAACAAAUAAUUUUGGCGAUAUUUUGGAAUUCGUCCGUUUUCAGGUAUUAAUCAGCGGCUUACAAUAUAAAAAAAAUUCAGUUGUAUUUAUUAGAUUAAGCCCUGCUUUUCAAUCGUCAGAUAGACUAUCAGAAGAAUAAAUGUCACUAUAAAAAAAAACUUUUAUUCCUAGGAAUAAGCUCUAACUUAGGUUUAUCUAACUAUUCAAAAAAUUAGCCCUAAGUGAUAUUUAAUAAUAAUAUUUAAAUUGCCUUAGAUAAGGUUGCUUAUAUUGCUUCUAUAAUUGGCUGGCCAUUGAUGAUUAACAAAUCGAUAGUUGUUUCAAAAAAUGCAACAGAUCUAGCAAAUUAAGUAUGUACAAAAUACUGUUAUAUUCUGUAAGCAAACAAAAUUCACCAAAUUUUAUCAGACGAAUGUAUUGAACUGGAACAUUGCAAAAAACUAAAAAGAUUUGAGAAAUGAUAUCCUUCUUUAACAUUUUGCCGAUGACGAAUUUUAUCAACAGAAUUGACCUCCACACAGCAAGGCCACAGAAAGCUUCCCUAUUUAAAACAUAUUUUAUUCACUUCUUCAUAUAAAAAAAUAGAAGAUAUGGCUGCUUCUUUUAUUUGCUGGUAAGCAGUGUUUUGCCCUUAAGAUAUUAUUUUUGUUUACCUACCAGAUUCAAUUUCUUUUAAAAAGCUUUGAAUAUAAUACUUAUCCAGGUUUUGUUUCCAUACAAGCUCAGCUCAACUAAUAGUCCAAGAGCUAGUGGCACAUUUGACUAAGGUAGCUCUUGUAAGGCUGAACAUUCGUACAGUGGUAGUUUUUAGCAUGCUUAGUAAGAAAAUCUUGGUCUGGCAGGCCUCAGCGGUGCACAUCAUAUAUAUAUAUGACCUUGAAAGUGUAAUUUUCAACUUUUUUUUUGCCCAAAAUUUGACUUUGAAAUCGAUUAUUUCAAAAAGUAUUGGUGAAAAUAACAUGAUUUAAAAACUAAUAUAAAGUGUAAUAUUCUGCCUUUUGAAAAAUGUAUCACUCAUAACUGCAGGUGUUGCCGUCGUUUUUAAAUAAUUUUUUUUUUAUUUUGAGUUACUUUUUUAGAAAAUUGCCCC
Molecule: messenger RNA, 13655 nt
Organism: Episyrphus balteatus (marmalade hoverfly)
Lineage: Eukaryota; Metazoa; Arthropoda; Insecta; Diptera; Syrphidae
Exons: 2
Coding region: 2522-3898 (458 amino acids)
Source: RefSeq, a predicted model, not a curated record